Bradysia coprophila is the source of this 1103-nucleotide messenger RNA. RefSeq names its product regucalcin-like. Lineage: Eukaryota; Metazoa; Arthropoda; Insecta; Diptera; Sciaridae. Gene Ontology annotation, molecular function: gluconolactonase activity; calcium ion binding. The record is from RefSeq and is a predicted model, not a curated record. Gene Ontology annotation, biological process: L-ascorbic acid biosynthetic process.
GUAUUCAGUGCGAUUCCUUCCAUUUGUUCCAAUACCUGUAGAAUUAUGCCGAAACUAAAAGAAUGUUUAGUGAUAGCUUUUAUGGCGAACUUUGCUGCCAGCAACAUUCAAGAGUACAAACCACGGAAUCCCCUAAGAUUCGCUCAACAAAUAUUUUGGGACAGCCGAACCAAUGUGGCUAUAUUCGUUGAUUCCAUAGCUGCUGUCAAGAAUCCGUCAAUAUUCCAAUUCGAUUGGGAAACGAAACGUCUCUACGAAACCACUUUGAAGAAAUCCUCUAGUGUACCAUCGUUCUGUGUUCCAUCAGCCAGUGAUACCGAUUUACUAAUCUGUGGUUUCACCAACUGUACGUCGUACGUGUCUUUGCCACAUCUCUCCCCUGAGGCAGUUAGGCGUGAAGAUGUUAGUUGUCGCAGUCCAACAGAUUCGGGUAUAAUCGAUCGCGCAGUCACUUUAUCUGAUGGGUUGCUUCUUGUUAGUUUGCAUCCUGGAAACUGUGACACAUUGGAUACAGAAUCAGCGGCAGCAUAUCUCGACUUAAAAAGACAUUGCUAUGUGGACGUCAUUUCCCCUGGAUUCUUUUCGAAUGGCUUCGCUUUUGACUCAAAGACAAACACAUUAUUUAUGGCCGAUGAUUGCUUGCCAGCGAUAGUGGCAUAUAAAUAUGAUGAUCGGAAAAAGACAUUCAGUAAGUCAAGAAUCGUUUACCGCUUCGUGCCAGCAAAGAACUUUCCUUCCGGACUCGCUGUGGAUCAGUGUGGGAAUUUGUAUGUUGGCGAACAAAAUAAGGGAAGAGUCUACUACAUCGACACGAAGAGUGGUAAGCUUUUGGAAACAAUCAAAGUGCCAGGCACGCAUGUUAGUGACGUCGCAAUUGUGGGACCGAAAUUAGAUCAUUUGGCCGUUGUAACUGGAAUCGAUUAUACAGAUACUUACGGAAACAAUCAAUACACCUCCUCUCAUCCGGGUGACGGUAAAUUGUACUUGAUUCCACUUGCUCGUCCACGUUGUCUAGGAACAGCUGGAACAUCCGUUGCUGAUGUUUAACUUCUCUACAAUAAAGGAAUGAGUUUGAAAAUGAAAUAAAAGUAAAAUCAACCCAA